CAGGUAGUGUCAGCUCUUAUGAAGAGGUAGUAAUGGAGAGCAACGUAUCGUGUACCCCAGUGUGGUGCCAAUAAUAAAUGUGUACUGUUUUCUAGAGCAGUUACGUGUGUAUAUAUACAUUUUUUUUUUCCAAGCGUUCAGCUUAAGUUUCUGAUUUUUUUUUGUUUAUAGUGCUGCAGCAAGCCAUCCUAGUAUAACAGCAGCAAUCGAUGCCUGCAAUGUGAUUGAAGAAGAAAAAAAAAGGACUGAAAUAUAAUCAUGUGUUGAUGCUUUAUGAUACAGAAUGAAAACCCCCGAAUCAUUUUAAAGGCAAGCUUUUAUUUUUAAUGUUAUAUAGAUUUUUUUUUUUUGUUUCAACUGACUGUGCGCCUUUGUUUUGUUUUGGUUUUUGUUUCGUACCGUACCGAGGAGCCUUGUCACGAUGAAGCACGUUUGACAGAAGACUGUAUUUGGGGGGGAAAAAUGAGGAAGCAACUUUUAAACAGAUACAAAACAGAGAGGCCUCUUUCCUUAGGCCCGAAUCGGGGUUGAAAAGGGGUAAAGUGGGGAAAGAAGUACAUUAGCCCAAUGACAAUAACCCCAAAUAAAAUGGGACAAACUAAGACUCGCAAGGAGAAAAGAAGAAAAUAUAUUUUAAUAGUAACCGCUGUUUGCGCUUGUUUGCAGUCUUGCAGAACAAAAAGUACUUUGUGCCUUUAACAGAAAACAGGCAAUUAAAAAAAAGACUACCUGUUUCUCAAGGCGUAAUCAUAUUGUUUUGUGCCAUUUUCUCGUUAUUUCUGUAUUAUUAUUAUUAUUAUUAUUAUUAUUAUUAUUAUUAUUAUUAUUAUUAUUAUUAUUAUUAUUUUAAUUUAAAGCCCCCAUUUUUUUCCCAAUUGAAUUUUGAUUUGGAUUCAGCUUUGAAUUUAAUUCAAUGGAAGUAUGUUAUCAGCUGCCGGUUUUGCCUCUGGACAGGCCGGUUCCCAAACAUGUGCUCACCCGGAGGGGAGCCAUCAGCUUCAGUUCCAGCUCCUCUCUAUUUGGUUGUCCAGAUCCCAGACAGCUGUCUCAGAGACGUGGGGCAAUCUCCUAUGACAGUUCAGAUCAAACUGCUUUGUAUAUUCGUAUGUUAGGGGCUUGUGUAAUAUUCAAACUGCUGUUUUCAAGAGAUGUAAGAAGUCGGGUAGGAUUUGAAACAGAAAGAAGAGGCUCCCAUCCAUACCUGUACGUUGAUUUCCGCAUUUUGCACUCACACCCUGAAUCUGUAGGGCCUGUGUCGGCGAGGAAGAUUCGGAGACUGUUAAGUUUCCAGAGAUACCUGCACUCCUCUCGCUUCUUCCGUGGAUUUCCUCCCCAGAACCCUUUAUACAUCUUGGAUGAUGACUAUACUGGUCAAGCAAAGUGUAUGCUGGAAAAAGUUGGAAGUUGGAAUUUUGAUAUAUUUCUUUUUGACAGAUUGUCAAAUGGAAACAGCUUGGUCAGCUUGACGUUUCAUUUGUUUAAACGUUAUGGACUUAUUGAAAUCUUCCGUUUAGACAUGGUAAAACUUCGUAGAUUUUUAGUAAUGGUUCAAGAAGACUACCACAGUCAAAACCCUUACCACAAUGCAGUCCAUGCUGCUGAUGUGACUCAGGCCAUGCACUGUUACUUAAAAGAGCCCAAGCUUGCCAAAUCUCUCACCUCAUGGGAUAUCCUGCUAGGUCUGUUGGCAGCUACAACACACGACUUGGAUCAUCCAGGUGUUAAUCAGCAUUUCCUCAUAAAAACUAACCAUUACUUAGCGACUUUGUACAAGAAUACCUCAGUUUUAGAAAAUCACCACUGGAGGUCAGCUGUGGGCCUGCUUCGAGAGUCAGGGUUAUUUGCACACCUUCCCUUGGAAGACAGGUUGGGAAUGGAGAGACAGUUGGGUUCUCUCAUUCUAGCCACUGACAUCAGCCGACAGAAUGAAUACUUGUUGCAGUUUAGAACCCAUUUGGAUAGGGAAGACCUACGUUUAGACGAUGCUGGUCAUCGACAUUUUAUUCUUCAGAUGGCACUCAAGUGUGCUGAUAUUUGUAACCCAUGCAGGACCUGGGAACUGAGUAAGCAGUGGAGUGAGAAAGUGACUGAGGAAUUCUUCCAUCAAGGUGAUGUUGAAAAGAAACAUAAACUAGAUGUAAGCCCACUGUGUGACAGACAAACACAAACUAUUGAAAAUAUUCAAAUGGGUUUCAUGACCUACGUGGUGGAGCCCCUGUUUGUGGAGUGGGCUCGGUUCUCCGACACCAAGCUCUCUCAGACGAUGCUCGGCUACCUUGCACUGAACAAAGCUGGCUGGAGGGGAAUGGUACAGGAGCAGGCGAGCAGUGGGGAUGACACUGAUCCUACCUUAGAAGAGACUGACUCUGACAUUUUACCUCAGGAAAGCCGAGAAUUAUGACCCUUUGUCCCAGAUCACACAUACAGUACAGUAAACUUGACCUGACGUAAGUGAAAGGGGUCAGAAACUAUGGGAAAGAGGAAUAGAACCUGACUUCACUUCAACUACCUUGAUUGCAUGGAAAACCAUACCAGAAAGGAAUCAAGUUAUAUGCUUUUCCUGAUUUAAUUACCUGUCCCCCCCCCUCCCCCCUCCC
Molecule: messenger RNA, 2597 nt
Organism: Polyodon spathula (Mississippi paddlefish)
Lineage: Eukaryota; Metazoa; Chordata; Actinopteri; Acipenseriformes; Polyodontidae
Product: high affinity cAMP-specific 3',5'-cyclic phosphodiesterase 7A-like
Exons: 14
Coding region: 914-2401 (495 amino acids)
Molecular function (GO): 3',5'-cyclic-AMP phosphodiesterase activity
Source: RefSeq, a predicted model, not a curated record